Molecule: messenger RNA, 6842 nt
Organism: Hyalella azteca
Lineage: Eukaryota; Metazoa; Arthropoda; Malacostraca; Amphipoda; Hyalellidae
Product: ATPase family AAA domain-containing protein 2
Exons: 28
Coding region: 150-5012 (1620 amino acids)
Biological process (GO): positive regulation of transcription by RNA polymerase II
Cellular component (GO): nucleus
Molecular function (GO): ATP hydrolysis activity; chromatin binding; ATP binding
Source: RefSeq, a predicted model, not a curated record
UAUUUUGCAAAUUUCGGGAAUUUUGUGGCAUUGUUUCUCAUGUUAUAUCCUAUGGUAUUUCAGACAGAAUUUAGCGAUGGCUGACUCUCAGUGUUCAACAUCGAGUUUACAACUUUUACGUCAUAUAAGAUGUUAAAUUUACGAUAAAAAUGGUAGGUAAUCGGAAGAAUAGAGACGUAGGAGGUAUUGAGCAGUCUGCAUUAUCCCCAAGAAUUUCUCGUAAGGGUUCCCGAGGAGCGCUUGAAGAACCUGAAGAUGAGAUAUACUGGGACAGUGAUGAGGUGAAAGAAGAUUGCUCAAGAUUAUCAGAUGCUGCUUCUUUUAAAACACUUCCUACUUCUUCUGAAAUGAAGCGUAUCAAAGGAAAAGGAGCUACUAGCUCCAGCAAAUGUUCCCCAACAUCCACCAAUGUAACGGCAUUAGAUCAAGUUGUACGUGAGUUACGCACUCGAGAGUUUAGUGUUUGGGUGCCUCGUGUUAGUAGCAAGAGAAUUUGCAAGCCUGUGUGGCCUUUACGUGACCGUCUCUUCUAUGCACGUUCAGAAGACAGCUCUUCUAAUGAAGGUGAAGAGCGUAGGCCCAGGAAACAUAAGGGAAAUAUCAUGAAGAAGUUGCCAAAGAAACACCAGAUUAAAAAAGAAGAACAUAGCAUCGAGACUGUUGAUUACGAGCUUCAAAAACCCCAGAAGAUGAAGUCUAAAGCAAAAAAACGCAUGGUUGAAGCUGAUGAUAUGCGUAAUGAAUACUCGGCCUCACAUGAGCAGACAACCACUGCUGGUGAAGCGUCGGAGGUCACGUUUGAAAGAAUGGAGAUAGAUUUUCAGGUUAAGAAAGAAUUGAGAGAUUUCAUUGCUGCUCAAGACACAGAAAUGGAGUCAACAAGGAGCUUGGUGGCUCCCGCUGAAAAUGAUUCACCACAUGUUGAUGUUGAUGACUCGCCACAAGUGCGGGGUGUAAAGCGUGAACGACGGCGACGCAAAUCUUGGCUGGAGGAGCGGCGUCGAGCGCGAGGACUGCCGUCCGCAGCGUCCGUCAAGGCGGAUAAAAAGGAGAUGUACGAAAGUGAAGACGACGGAAGUGACCGAAUUAAUUUUGGGGUUCCAGGUAGCCGCAGACGCCGUCCUAUAACGAUGCCUCUUCGUUAUCAAGAAGAUACUGAAGAGGAGGAGGAAAUAAGCCGGGGCGCUGGCAGACCUCGUGGCAAUAAAGGCAAAUGUCGUCUUUCUGCCGCCACUGGGAAGACGUCCAAGAGCCCACGACAAGCCAAGCGACGUAUUUCCCAUGCCACGAACUUCGACAGCCCGCGAAGGCUGAGACCCAAACCAAUGAUGGCAGUGCGCAGGAAAACCUCUAUCUUGAGCUGUGAAGAAAACGAGGAUGAUGAAGAGGAAGAAAUCGUCAUGAGUGGACGUGGGGGUAAAAGACGUAGCCGCACUGAGGCGAUGAUGAGUGAUGAUGAAGAUGAAUAUGAUCCCCAUCGAGUUUCUAAGAAAAAGAAAGCUACCAUAGUUCUGAAUGCUGCUCAACGUAGUAAACAUAGAAAACAAGGCAAACAGGAGGGUAGUAAAUGCAAGCCUCCGCCUCCAAACGAAGAAGGCGAUGAUAAUGAAGAACUGGAGCUGGAGGAACCUGGCUCGGAUGCCAAGCGAGAAGAAGACCACGCCGAGGCUUCUAAGAGCGUCUCGCCGAGACGCCUGCGCCAUCAGCCUACGGCUUGCAUCGCCACGGCUCCCGAGUCUGAGGACAAGGAGGAGGAGGACAGUGAAGAAGUCCUACCACGCCGCCGCCCUGCAUCAUCACGUCGCCUCAGGGGGUCUGACUCCGUCCGGAUAAACAAGAACAGCGUUGGCAAGAAGCGCCGUUCUCUCUCCAAGAACAAAUCCUCGUCAUCUGAAUCGUCGUCGUCGUCGUCGUCUGAGGCCGAUGAUGAUGACUAUGAGGAGAAAAAAUAUGCCUUGAGAAAACGCAUCCACAAGAAGAAUCGAGUUUUACGGGAGCGUGGUGCCCGUCAUAGGUCUCGAGUGUCAGCUUUCAUGGGAUCGCCAGCCCGCAAACCUGUCGCCUUCAAACACAAGACUACGCACAACAAGAGCUCGACUAGCAAGAGCAACAGCAGCAGUGAUGACGAGCACAGGUUUGAGGAGCGUCGUGCCAGGAGCAACGCUAAGGCGCGCAGCACUCUCUUGCCCAUGAACAUGAAUGAGGAAGACAUGCAGCGCGGGGUUAUUAGGGAGCGUUCGAAGAUCGGCUCGAGCUUGGCGGAUGUGGAGCCGAUGUCCAUUGAUCGGGACAUUACCUUCAGUAAUGUUGGUGGCUUGAACCAUCACUUGCGCCAGUUACGAGAGAUGGUUGUCCUGCCUCUGCUCUACCCUGAAAUUUUUGAGAGAUUUGGAAUGACGGCCCCAAGAGGUGUUCUCUUCUAUGGCCCUCCAGGGACUGGAAAAACAUUGAUGGCUCGAGCUCUCGCAAACGAAUGCAGUAUUGGAGAGAGAAAGGUUGCUUUCUUCAUGCGAAAAGGGGCGGACUGCCUCAGCAAGUGGGUGGGCGAGUCCGAGAGACAGCUUCGACUUCUCUUCGAUCAGGCGUACCAGCUGCGUCCGUCCGUGAUCUUUUUUGACGAGAUAGACGGUCUCGCUCCCGUGAGAUCGUCUCGACAAGACCAAAUACACUCGAGCAUCGUGUCCACAUUGCUGGCCCUGAUGGAUGGCCUGGACUCGCGGGGGGAGAUAAUCGUCAUCGGUGCUACCAACAGGAUUGAGGCUAUCGACCCAGCACUCAGGAGGCCUGGGAGGUUUGAUCGAGAACUCUGCUUCCCUUUGCCGUCUCUCCAGGCUCGCAAGCACAUUUUAUCCCUGCACACGAGCAAGUGGCAACCUCCGCCGACCGAUAAGCUGCUGAAUUACCUAGCGGAUCAGACAUCGGGGUACUGCGGAGCUGACCUCAAGAGUAUGUGCUGCGAGGCCGUCCUUGCCAGUCUUCGUGAACGUUACCCGCAAGUCUACGAGUCCACCGUCAAACUUCAGCUUGAUGUCAAUUCUAUCAACGUGCGACUCCAUCACUUCCGCAGCGCUCUGGGCCGCAUCGUGCCCGCGGCGCAGAGAUCGCGAGGCAACGUCGGGGAACGACUUCGACCUGAAGUUCGGCCACUAUUCCAGGCGACGUUGCAAAAAAUAUUGCACCACUUAUCUCAAAGUUUCCCACAUGGCCUGACUCCAAACAACAGCGGUCAUCGUCGCGUGCUCUACUCGAGCUUGACUUACAGACCACGCCUGUUGAUAUCAGGCAACGGUGAUCAGGGGCAGAGCAGUGAUUUGGGCCCGGCUAUCAUACACGCCAUGGAACGCGUGCCUGCACACGUACUCGACCUUGCAUCGCUCUAUGUUAACUCCUCUCGAACUCCUGAGGAGGCUGUCACGCAAAUAUUCCACGAAGCGAGUUCACGUCCUCCAUCAAUAAUUUUUAUGCCUCGCGUGGAUUGCUGGUUUGAGUCAACGGGCGAGUCCAUCCGGGCGACCUUCCUGUCACUUCUGGAACACCUGAAACCCUCCACUCCGGUGCUGCUUCUGGCGACCACUCACAGACCUCUGGCUGAAGUCGAUCCUAGAGCCUCGGAGCUUUUCAACACAUACAACGGAGAGGUGAUAGCAUUAGGCAACCCAACCCGAGAAGAGCGUGAAGAAUUCUUCAGACCGCUCUUCUACAAUCACAUGGUCAAACAUAAGAAGGCGGUAGUACGGAAGCGUGUGCUAGAGACGCUACCGAUCGCUCAAGUAGCUGUGUCGAGGGAGCUGAGCGAGAAAGAGCUUCAACGUCUCAUUGAACUGGAGGAAUCCAAGCUCCGAGAACUCAGGAUAUUCCUGAGACAAAUUUGCGCCAAGCUUGCGCGAAACCGACAAUUCAUCACAUUCACGGAGCCUGUAGAUGUAGAAGAGUUUCCUGACUACCGAUCCAUCAUCACUAAACCCAUGGACCUGGAGACGAUGAUGUCCAAGAUAGACAGGCAUGAGUACACGUGUGCGCAGGACUUCCUUAAUGACAUCGAGCUCAUCUGUAGCAAUGCUUUAGAAUACAACCGAAGGUUCUCGGCAGAUGGGAAACAUAUUCGGCAUUCUGCUUGCGCUCUCGUCGACACAGCCCAUACUCUCAUCAAGACUGAGAUGGAUACAGACUUUGAAGAUGAAUGCCAAAAAAUAAGAGAAUCAAGGAAGAAACGGAAAACUCAAGUUUCUCAUUUGAUUCCCGAGUUUGUGUACACAGAUCCACCUGUGCCCGCCCAGGUUGCUGGUAAUGAAACCAGCACCAACGGCAGUUCCAGUGGAAACGGUGACAAAUCGAUCAUUUUUCAACAUCCUACUCCUAAGAGAAAGAAACGGCGAUAUAAGUGGUCUCGCGGCACGCUUCCAGCUUUGAAGAAAAGGAUUAGUUCAGACAAAUCACUCGAGUCGACAAAGAAUGAAGAAAAUAGUGCCGAAGUGACACCUGAGGUUGAUGAAUCAGUGAGGAGUGUGGACUCCACUUGCUCAAACGACUUUUCUGCGCCUGAAAAGUGUGCAAUGCAGCUGUGCAACGGCGAGCUGAGUGAUGACGUCGAGGCCUCCGCCUCCGUCCCUGUGCAAUCUACUCUCGCUUCAUCCACCACGACGGGCGCCGCUGACACACCCUCUGCGCAAGUUGCUUCCACUUCUGCUGCAGUUGCAUCUACCUCCAGAAAUUUCACGCUGGAUCUGGAGCAUGAGCAGGACACAGAUGAUCCUCUAGUUUCAUCAAGCGAGCGCGACGAGGAGAGCAGUGCUAGCAAUGGUGUGAUCGACUAUUCUCAUCUUGAUGCCGUUUUCGAAAGCUGCGUCUCAGCUUCCGCAGAAGCGGACGUCAGUCAACUCCGCCAGUUGUACACCAACAUCUUCAGGCUGUGUCAGAAGCAUGCUUCCGUCAGUGACAAAGCCCAGCUAUUGUUGGAAACGGAGGCUGAGAUUCGCAAGUUUGUCCAGUUCAAGAAAACGCCACGGCAAUGAAAAACGCUACUACCAACAGAUAACGUUCUUGGCCCCUUGGGAUAUAAAUGUUUCUAAUGAAAAAAUCACAUUUAGCUAAUUUCUGUCCCGUGGUUUGUUUAGUGAGAUACCGAUAGCUAAACUUUGCUUGUCAUGCUAAAACUUUGUUUGAGCUUAACUAUCAUUACAUUUCUUAUGGGUUAUGGCCAGAUAUUCUUUGGAAUAAACAACUUUUUUAGUUUAAUUUCAGCUGCUUUUUGGAGUAGGUACCGUGUUUUGUGACUUAGUGCAUUGAGCAUAAUUAAUUAUAUUUCUGAAGAAUAGAUUUUGUACUUAAGAUGUGUCCAGCCGUACGAACCCAGAAACCGUUUCUGGCGAGCUUAGAGAGAAAUAUGGUUAGUUCGUAUGCUCUUUGUUGAUUCAAGACUAAUAUUUAACUUGAUGUAAGAUUCCAGGCUGUAUAGCUGUCACUGCCGGUGUCUCCGUUGCAUAGUAUAAGGAAAAGUGUACCUGUGUCUUGGCACGGCGUCUGUGUGUGACAGUUUCUAUCUCUGAGCUAUUUUAUUACGUACGUUGUAAGCGUUGCGGUAAGUUACGCUUAUUUAUUUCGGUUCCACUUAUAAUGUGGCUUGAUCAGCAUAUGAUUCGGUAUUAAAUAUAUUGUAUGUUGAUGCAUGUGCAAGAGAUAUGUUCCAGAACUUCAUUUCACUUUCGUUAUAUUCAACUUUGCGGCGUUCUCAUUCUGACAUUUCAGGAAUUUCGUGCCUAAUGAAAUCACUGGAUCGAAUAGUUUUCACAUUUUUUUUCUUUUAGAUUAAGAGUAUACCGACAUCUCGUUCCUAUAAGGUAUUUAGAAGUCUACCAACGGUCGAAUACUCGAGUUGGUUGGUUAUUACGUGUCUGUUAACUUCUGAUAAUACUUCCAUUUUGUUGCCAAAGAUCAAAGCUUUCCCUUGCGUUUUCCCGAAAAGUCAUAAAUCGCCAUGUGUUGUACCUCAUAUGUGAAUUUUGUCCAUUUAUCUUAAGAUUUAAAACCUGAUCAACACCUUUGCUCAUAUAGGAAAUAGCACCAUGCCAUUCACCUUGAAGUUCGCUAUUUCUCUCGUGUCUUCCUUAUUUUCCGCCAUUCACGAAUGAUCUCUUAAGCUACAUUCAUCCUUGCAGCAUCGCUUGAAUAUCUCUGCUCUUCAUAUCCUAAUUUACGUGCGUUAAUCAAUGGAUUUGUGUUUUUUGCUCAAAGCUUAUUGUUUGUAGACGGAAUUUGCUGGGUUAUUUUAGGUUUAAUUUAUAUUGUAGGAAGUAAAGAUGUUAUUUUGACUAUUUUGUGACUAUGCGUGCCGGCAACCUUUGUUUAUUCCACUCGCAGAGGGUUAGAAGACUACAGCCUCGUAUUUUUUUUGAAGAGCCUUGUUUGUCGGUUCCUUCGGAUUCUCCUGACUGGUACACCUAACAGUUCUUCAUUUUUUUAUCGCCUUAGUUAUUAUUUUUUUUAGGGAAUGCUUUUUUACUUGUAUUGUUUUGCUAGCUAGAAUUUCAGCUCCUGACUUAUUUUGGACUUGAUUGCGUUACUUAUCUUGAGAUUGCAUGUACUGGUUAGAUUUAUUUCAAUAAAAACUUAUUUUUUAUAGUAAAAGUUGACCUAUGAGUAUCCGUAUAUGUAAUUAACCAAUACUAGAAAUUUGGUUUCAUUCAUCUUGAACUUUCAAAAUUUAUACAAUCUAAGAUCUUGUAGCCAAAAUUCUCGUACUUUUGAGCUACCGAUAUUAUAUAUACCAGAAAUGUUGUCUAUUAAACUGUGUUCAUCAUCGACUGCCCAACUUUUUUACUUUCAAAUAAAAUAUUAACGAAUUA